AUGAAGUCGACUUUUGCAAUAUUAAUUGUAUGCAUCAAUGCAGCAUGUGGAUUAUUGUUUGGAAGUGAUUCUGGACCUGAAUGGAACACUGUAAGUACUACUUGGGGUCCGAAUCCACUUAGUCAUGAUUAUUUUGUUAAACAACCAUUAACGAUUGAUGAUGCAAGAAAAAAUGGAUUCGAACAGAUUUCAAAUGCAUGUCAAGGAAAAUUUCUUGGACAACGUUUUAUAAAGAAUAAAGAUGUUGGCGUAAUUUUAAUUUAUGAUAGCAAAGGUUUUAUGGCUGGUAUCCAAAUGGGUAUUCCAGCUUCGAUGAUUAAUGAUACGUUUUACAAAUUUUCUCAACAGAAAAUGUUUAACCGAGAUAUGGUUAAUGGCGUUGAUGUUUACGUUUUAACAGCAUAUGUGGUUGAUCCAAGAACAAUAUGUUCAUCAACUAGAGAUACAAAUCAUCGUGAAAAAAAUAGCGUAGGAACAGGACUUUGGUUACAAAAUGGUACUAAUCCAAUUGAUGAUUCAGUUCCUAUACCGAUAAGUCAAACGGACGCAGACAAAACAAAAUGGGUUAAAGGUGCAUGUUUUCCAUCGAUGGGUAUUCAUUAUUGGUAUGACAAUCGAAUUGAUUCGGAUUGCACAACAUACUUUCCUGGUUUUCUUUUGUAUAAUAAAGGUAAAUUAACAGCAUUAGGUUGGGUUGUAUUUGGUAAAUAUGAUUUUACAAAACGAACUGAAUUUCCUCCAUAUGCAGCUAUUAGUUCAUUUUUAAAACCUGUUCCAACAUGUAUGCGUGCCAAAUAUGACGAAGUCGGUGGUUUUACAACAAUGCAUAUUUUCUUCAAUACAGACCCAUGGAAUUUAAUCUGCUGA
Messenger RNA from Rotaria sordida, 867 nucleotides. The record is from the annotation of a GenBank genome assembly. NCBI's taxonomy places the organism in Eukaryota, Metazoa, Rotifera, Eurotatoria, Philodinida, Philodinidae.